This is a messenger RNA of Paramecium pentaurelia, 722 nucleotides long. The record is from the annotation of a GenBank genome assembly. NCBI's taxonomy places the organism in Eukaryota, Ciliophora, Oligohymenophorea, Peniculida, Parameciidae.
AUGAAAAUUAAAAAAUAGAAAGCUUUAAGAUCAAAAUAUAAAAGUAUAAACUCAUCCGAGAGAGCUUUAAUAAUUAAUUAUAUUGAGGAAUACAAGUACUCUACUGCUCAUGUAAGACUAUAUGGAAUAUUAUUAUAAAGGUUUCUAUGAUAACAGGGCAUAAUGCUUCAACUAUAAAAGCUAUAUAUUAAGUUUAUAAAAAACAGGGUCGGAUAAAUAAGAAAGUUAAAAGGGAUAAGAUUUUGAAUCUAACAUUUCAAUUCAUGUUGUUUGUAUAUGAUGAUCCGUAAAUUAUUAUUUGAUGUAGACAAGGAAACCUGACCAAAAUAAAUGUGGAGUAACAUGAAUACUAAAAAUAAAUUGUAGAAGACCAGCAAAUGAAUUAAUAAAAUAGCUAAGAAUAAGCUAUAAAACGAAUUUUAGAAUACAACUAAAUCAAAAUUAUGAACCUUCUGGAUAAUGCAAAUGCCAUAGAUACAUUUAAAUAAGAAAUGAAAAUCAUUUAAUCUUAGGAACAUCCUAGUCAGUAAUUCUCUUCCUUACCACUUUUUUCAUGUUUUAAUAGCAAUGAUAAUAAUUAAGCCAAAUUCGUAAUGAAAAAAAACUUAAAAUUUAUGUCUAAACUUUUCUCUGAAAAGCAAGAUGAUACUAGAGAAGAUGGGGAAAGUAAGUUAAGCAUUGAGAAAAAACUUAAUGAAUAAUAUCGAUUAAUGAGAAUGUGA